UACUUUAAGUAUGUUUUGAUGCUUUUCAAAAUGUUACUUAUACGUAACACUGUGGUAUUUCUACGUUUACUGAAGUAAAGCAUCUCGGUACUUCUACCACUGAUUAUGACCUUUUUAUUCGAGGUUAGAAAAACGUUUGUAGUUAUUCUGGUGUUGAUGUUGGUAUGAAUGGGCGCGGUUGUUUCAAAUUAGUGAUAAGAGGGCAAAACCUUAUGUGUGCAAGCGAUUAAAAAUUAUUUUAAACAAUUUAUUUGACCGUUUGUAGCCUAUAGCAUGUAGCAUUCAUUGUAGCUUGAAAGUAACAACUGUCUUUUUUUUAGUUCUAAACGAAUAAAGCGCGCCGAGUCAUCUGAGGAUAAGAAGUUAACUAUCACGGAUCGAAAAUGCUGCGUGAAGACAACUUUCUUCAUAGGCCCCCAAAGUGGACCUAAUGAUAAUUUAUUUGGGUGGGGUGAGCCUGAAUGCUCCGAUAAUGAAAGCUUAGCAUAAUCUAAUUUAACAGCUUUUUGGAAGUAACUUGUAGUUACAGCAGGGCCACGGAAAUGACAUUGGCUAAAAUUUUGAAAACCAUUUUAAAUGUCAGGCCUUUUCUGGGCUUUGCUGGUGUUUUACAUUAGCCUCAGUGUGUGAGUAACACUGGUGCUGUCGGCUUUAAGUCCAUCAUCACUGUCAUCAUUAUCCUUUAAUGUGGUAGGUCCUCAUGUCUAACCCCCUGCUGUGUCAUUGAACGGUCAGACAGAACAGCUGAAUGCUUCUCAGUUUGGUGACCAAAUCAGCUGUAUAGGCCACUGAUUACACUGAAGUUAUGGUUAGGUGGACAGACAAAGAGCGCAGCACGAUCAGGGCUCUUUGGGAACAAAUAAAUAUCGAUGAGAUUGGACCAGAAGCCUUGAGAAGCCAUGCCUUUCUCAUCAGCAGAGUUUUGAUCGUGUAUCCUUGGACCGAGCGGUAUUUCGGUACAUUUGGUGAUAUCUUCACCGUCACUGCUAUUUUGCAAAACAGCAAGGUAGCAGCUCAUGGUAAGGUGGUGCUAAAGGCAGUGGGCCAAGCAGUGGAGAACAUGGACAACAUUAAAGACACAUACGCUACUUUGAGCCGGUUGCAUUAUGAAAAACUCCACGUGGAUCCGGAUAACUUCAGAUUGUUGGCCGACUGCAUCACCAUAGCGGUGGCCUGUAAACUCAGGAGUGCGCUGGACCCUCAGGCCCAAGCUGUCUGGCAGAAGUUUCUGUCUGCUGUGGUCGAUGCUAUGAGCAGUCAGUACUACUAAAGAGAAAAAUAUACAAUUUGCUAGUUAAACCAUGUGUGUCUUUCUCCUUGUUCUGCAUGUCAUGCAACACAUCACCGAAGCAUUUAAAUAUAUCUUAAUAAACAGAGCAAUUGCUUCAAUCACAUGCUAUUCAUAUGUAGUGCAGUGGUGAGAAAUGUUUUUGCACAGCUUGAUAUUGGUAUAUUUCAGGAUUAAACUAGAGUUUAGGGCACUUGAAAUGGUCUUCUCUUUAUUUUUAUAGGCCUACCCCUCUUAGAAGAUUGUCACAAAUAAACCUUACAAGCUUCAAUCGUUUUUAAAAACUCCCCAUUCAUGUAAAUAAAUGCUACAAAUAAACAAAAUGCUUGACUUUUUUUUUUUUUGCUAAAAGGAAAAA
Molecule: messenger RNA, 1646 nt
Organism: Monopterus albus (swamp eel)
Lineage: Eukaryota; Metazoa; Chordata; Actinopteri; Synbranchiformes; Synbranchidae
Product: hemoglobin cathodic subunit beta-like
Exons: 3
Coding region: 806-1270 (154 amino acids)
Biological process (GO): hydrogen peroxide catabolic process; oxygen transport
Cellular component (GO): haptoglobin-hemoglobin complex; hemoglobin complex; blood microparticle
Molecular function (GO): heme binding; peroxidase activity; oxygen binding
Source: RefSeq, a predicted model, not a curated record